Molecule: messenger RNA, 620 nt
Organism: Aspergillus costaricaensis CBS 115574
Lineage: Eukaryota; Fungi; Ascomycota; Eurotiomycetes; Eurotiales; Aspergillaceae
Product: glutaredoxin
Exons: 3
Coding region: 195-509 (104 amino acids)
Biological process (GO): cellular response to oxidative stress
Cellular component (GO): nucleus; cytoplasm
Molecular function (GO): glutathione disulfide oxidoreductase activity
Source: RefSeq, a predicted model, not a curated record
CUGAUCGAUUCCAUCAUCCCGCUGAAACCUUGAUUAAACCCAUUCCACCCAAUCUUAUAAAUAACCCCACUUCCCCCUCCCCCUCCUCUUCUCUUCUCUUCUCUUCUUUUUAGAUUAGACUACCAGUCAAUACCGCCACCAUUUCCUCCAUCUUCACCCGUCUCUUCGGCUCUUUUGCCGCUCCUUCUCCCACCAUGUCCGCCGCUGCUAAGACUAAGGCCCAGACCUUGAUUAAUGAGAAUGGCGUUGUCGUCUUCUCCAAAUCCUACUGCCCCUACUGCCAAGCAAGCAAGAACUUGCUGAAUGAGCUCGGCGCGAAGUACACUGCUCUUGAGUUGGAUCAGCUGCCCGACGGAGCCGACCUCCAGGACGCCCUCCAGGAAAUCUCCAACCAGCGCACCGUCCCCAACAUCUUCAUUAGCCAGAAGCACAUUGGUGGUAACUCGGACUUGCAGAGCAAGAAGGGUGCGGAGCUGAAGGGGUUGUUGGAGGCUGCUGGUGCUUUGUAGAUUCCAUCCCAUCUAUGAUUUGUCUGCGAAGCAGUGAUAGGGGAGUAAUGAUAGAUAAUUGAUUGGUGCUAUCAGAUCAGAUCAGAUCAUAUAUAAUACAUACAUACAUAC